UAAAACCCUUAACCGUUGUGUGGUAACGUUAGCCUUGUGUGGGACUUGCUGUUUGAGCGCCGCUCGCGGUUUCACGUGACUUGUUUGUGUUUUCAAAAGUCACUCAGCGACGUCUUUCCUAGUAAAUUAGCCGUGCAUGAUGUCCCUCGUUCCGUCCGUCAUCACAUUAUUCAGUUUCACAAAGCGAGUCGGAGGGGCAGGCGUCCUGACAAAUCCUGACAAGCCCCGCCCCUCCACAAGUUUUUUUUUUUUUUUUUUUCUUCUUCUUACUAUUUGGGGAUUCCUUUGAAAUAAGUUUUACCCCCAGCAUUAACUUGCGUCACCUUCUGCAGAAAUGUAGUUAUUUUUAUUCUUUACAGAUACAAAUGACACCAUUUUUUCCGUUCGACUUGUGAGCAAACGUUUUAGAUAUGAGCGCUGUGUGUUGGCAAUGAGUGCAACACUACUCACCUCACAACAAUUUUCCCAAAAAAAGGCUUCAAGCUGUUAACUGCCACUCCCAUGAGGUUUACUCUCAAACUAUCCCAAAAACAAACAAAAAAACACGUUAUUUAAAACAACGUAAUGGUGCCUUCCGCGAGCUUAAUGCUAACACAAUGGAAAAUGUCAUAGGCAUGCUAAUGAAUCGCAUCAACAGUCACAGUGUUAUAACGUAAUGCAACAAGGCUUAGUUUGGACAGUUGAGGGUGAGAGGCAUAGGCAUUCUAGACAAUUUGGUGGGGGGGUCCUGAAACACCCCAAAAAUAAAUCCCAGCACACCUUAAAAUUGAGAGAUUGAAACAAAUAUAUAUAUAUUUUUUUGGUCAUCUUUAAACAACCUAGAAACGCUCCGGCCGCCAUCGCAACAAAAAUGGUUUGUUCCACUCCAAAAACACGAGGCAAAAUAUUUGCACAUACCUCGGGUCAAUUUUUUUCAAAAAUGUGCAUGAAUGAGUGCUUUGGCAAUGUAUAAAUGGGCACCUUGUCUUUGGCAAUGUUCAGUGUAAUUGACUGACUGCGAUGGCCAUCGACGGGGUUCAUUUUUUGUCGUACGCAAAACAAUGUGAAAAUGAUACCCGCUAAUACUUCAGCCCGCAAACUUUUUUCGACUGAACCUGUUUCUGCCAACAAAGUGCUGCUACACUCUACAGUUAUUCAUUAUGAACAUGUUUUCAAAAAUCUACACAAAAUAAAUGUUCAUUUUGAGUUGUUGCCAAAGUCGUGCUUUGUGUACAUUAUGCCAUCAGAUGGCGCUCUAGCUGCACAUUUCUAUCUUAUUUAAUUCCUUCAACCCAGCAAUAAUGGAUCAAAUGUGUUCUUUGAUGUGUGCUCACACUACACUGGGAAAAAAGAAAGAAAGAGGGAAAAUUGACUUUAUGGCCAUCGUAGUUGUGUUUACUUGGUUAAGAACAACAAAAUUAUGAUAAUGCUGGACCCACUUUAUUUUUUUAUUUAUUUUUUAUUAAGUCUGGUUGGGAAACCCGGCCACAAAUGAGGGGGGGGGGAAAAAGGAGCAAAUUGCAAAAACAGACAAUAACAACAUACAAAAAACAUCUAUUGGAACCUAGUUGGAGAACCUGGGGAAUAAGCCGAAAAGAAGACAGAACAGAAAGCCGCUGAACACAACUCCACUUUAUAUAUAGAGCCCUUUAAGAAAAAAACCUGGGGAACUGAUAGAGAGAAAAGGAGAUUGUAGAGAUCAAGGGCGGGUGGAGGCAGUGGUGUCACUAGACCUAUUUUACGGGGGCUGAACCCCCCCCCCCCCCCCCUAAACCCCCCCCCCCCCAAAAAAAAAAUAUGUAUUUGGUUAUAUGUGGUUAGGCCCCCUAAAAGCUGUGUUAAGCCCCCUAAACGAUUUUGUACUUCCACAAAAAUAACCUCCACCCCCGUCGAGAAAAUGUACCGGCCACACAAUACCGUUUUUUCACGGGUGGAAAAAGUCGAGCAUCAAGUGGGUGGUUGAUGUGGACGGUGGCGGGUGAAUGGCGGGGUUAAGGGCUGGCGUGGUGACCGGCUGGUGCCAGGUGGAGUGUGCGCGACGGGCACCGAGUGCGAAACCCAAAGCGUCUCACACCCUCUCGGCCAAAUUGCAACGGUGUCAAAUCAAAACAAACAGGAAAACGUCACAAUUACAAACAAAAAAGCCGAGGAAAAACAAUGAGCUCAAGUCUCAUCAUGCUGAUGGUCUGAACUACAAGUUUUGAUUGAUUUUCUGACAGGUCAAACUGUCAGUUGAACUCCCCAUUGUACCACUUUUGAGGUUGUCAACUCCUUAUGUAGCCAGAGUCUGCAUGCUUGUAUUAUGAGGACAUAUAAGGAAAUGAUUUAUCAUGUGAGAGAUUAAUGAGUAUUGUUGCUAUGUAAACUGGCCCCGGAAGAGGUUGGAUUGAUUGUGGAAAAGGGCACCGCUUCCCACCCGGAGAUUUUAGGCUCGCUCAGGAUAUUAAUAAGCCACCAGGGGGUGUUUAAAGGCAGGAGGGAUAGCGAGGAAACACAUUACAGCUCAUGCUUUAUUCACUGACUACGCGCAAAGGCCCUCUUGAAAUUGUUUCACGACCCCAAGAAGUCUUUGAAAAUUCAGUCCCUCAAGCCUCUUUCACUUAGCUACAUAACAUUUGAUAGACACGUCGAUCUUGAGGAGACCCACCGAAAAGUCUCGAGGGCCCAUGCUUGGAAAAACACAGGGAGCCUGGCAUUUUGUGUUGAAGCUGCCACUUUAUGGUGGUUUUGGUUAUUUCCUGGUCCUUCAAAGAAAAAGCCGUCUUCACCUUUUGAAUUUUUUAAAAAUUCAGACCCCAAAGUCUGUUAGACUGAGCAACGUGGAAUUUGGUAGACAUGUCCAUCAUGAAUAGAACCACAAAAAAGUCUGAAGAAGCAGUGGCCAAAAAGGUACAGGAAGCCUGCCAUUUUGGUUUGAAGCUGCCAUUUUGGUUGUUUCCAGUGAUCCUUCAAAGAAAAACUCAUCUUCACCUUUUGAAUUUUUAAAAAUUCAGCCCCCAAAGUCUGUUCGACUGAGCUACAUGGAAUUUGGUAGACAUGUCUACCAUGAAUAGAACCACAAAAAAAUACCCCCCCAAAAAGUCUGCCAUUUAAAAUGGCAGAACAUAAAGGAAACAUAAAGGAAUACGUUCACUUUAUGAUGUGGAUCUGGUAAAAUGUGUUUUGAAAUGGCUUAGAAAUCAAAUUUGGUGCUUUCACAGCAGGAAGCACUUUUGUUUAUCCUAAGUGAAUAAAUAAGUUGGCUCCUCCAAACUGCCGACAGCGCAGUAUUGUCGGCCCGUGCCAAAGUGCCCAAUGAUCAGACUCGGAUACUUUGUCCUUCAAGAGGCAAUCUCUCGAGCUUUAUAUUAACUUUCACUUCCUUGUUUUGCAACACUUCGCAGCGAACCCACAUGAUUGUGUUCCCUGACACCACCCAAAGGAACAAUAUCGUUAUUUGUGCACGUUACUACAUCUCAAAGUAACUUCAACAUUUUCCCACUGAUCCACACAACAUUUUGUUUAAAGAAAAUAAAGAUAAAACCUAUUUUUAAAUGAUGAAAUUAUAAUUAAUUUAAAAAACUGUAAGUCACACUCUAGUAUUUUGUCUUUAUUUUCUAUUUGAUACAUAUCAUAUUUUCAUUUUUUCCCCUAAUAAUAUUCUUGUAAAAUUCUGAGUUAUAUUUUUGUAUUUUCCCACUAUGAUGUUAAUAUUUUUGGACUAUUGUCUAAUCAUAUUUCUGUUGUGUUUUGAAUAAGUUACAAUAAAAGUGAACUCAGCCCCAAGUGUUGUUAUAGCUAGGCUUCCUUUAAGUCCAGGUGAAGAGCUACCCUUUUUUCCCCCUUCUCAUACUUAUGAUUCAGCAUUUUAGAGCAUUUCCAUUUAUUUCAAUAAUCUUUCUUGCAUUGUAUGUUUUAGUCAUUUUAAUAGGCUGUUUUGUUGUUGUUGCUGUUGUUUUUUAAAAAUAUCUCUUUGGUCUUUAUCAUGAUUAUUGUAUUGUAUGUAAUCAUUGUAAGUUACGUGGGCUACGUGUAUUGUAUUACCCUGUUGUCUUGUGUGUUUGACUCUUUGACGUUUUUUGUUGGUACAUCCCGAGCCGUGUCGUCGUAGUGGUACAGCCCACUUCUCGCGCGGAGGAGGCGAGCAAGCUUCCAUCCACAGUUAGGUCCGCACGAGGACGACGCGGUCGGGUCCAAUCCAGUCCACGGAGCCAUGGAGCCGCUGUACGGACUUUUAACAACACUCCUCGUCGUUUACGGACUCGCCGCAGACGUGAGCAGUAACCUGGUGGUGGUGCUCCCUGAGAAAGUGAACGCAGUGCAGGGCAAGAAGAUCACGCUGAGCUGUAGGAUUGAGGCAGUACCUGACCUCAAACUCAUCCAGUGCUCCUGGGAGCGCCAACUCCCUUCGGGCAAGGAGAUCAUGGCGGUGUUCCACGCGGAGUACGGGACGUCCAUCCCGGCUGAGUUGGCCAAUCGCGUCUCAUUCGUUACCGCCUCGGCCCAAGAUGUCAGCAUCACCCUGGACGUCGUGAACCUUGCAGAUAUCGGCUCAUACACCUGCAAAGUUUCCACUUUCCCGCUGGGAAAUGCCCAAGCGUCCACGUAUGUCAAUGUAUUAGUGGAGCCCAAGGUGUUCGUGUCGGCCGGGCCCGCCGCCCUGCUGGAAGGCGAGAGCGAGACUCUGGUGGCCACUUGCAUCGCAGAGCGCGGCCGCCCUGCCGCCGAAGUCUCCUGGGAGACGGAGCUGCGCGGCCGCGAGGAGACGCAGAGUCACGACGAGCCCGACGGCACGGCUAGCGUGCACGUACGCUACAUGUGGGAGCCGCGCAGCUCCGCCCAGGGCAAGACGCUCACCUGCGUGGUGCGCCACCCCGCACUGCAGACCGAUUUCCGCAUACCCUACACGCUCAAUAUUCAGUUUGCACCGAUGGUCUUCAUAAAGGGGGUGGAGAAAAACUGGUAUGCCGGACAAACCGAUGUGACGAUCAUUUGUGACGCGCAGGCCAACCCCCCCGUCCGGGAGUAUACAUGGGUCAGGUUGGAUGGACAAAUGCCGGAGAACGUUAAUAUUGUUACCAACAGGUUGGCUUUCACGCGCCCGUUGGAGCUCAACGACUCGGGCGUGUACCGCUGCGAAGCCACCAAUGACGUUGGCGUGCGCAGCCACGACUUGUCCCUCUGGGUGCAAGAACCCCCCUCCACCACGGCCGCCCCCGUCCCCACCACCUCCGACGGGCCGCCCCACGUCCCCGCCACGGCGCGCUCCCCGUUCACCUCGCCCACGCUGGCCCCCGUGCGGGACGCCACGCUGGGCGCGGCGGUGGGCGGCGCGGUGGGCGGCGGCGUCCUGCUGAUCCUGGCGCUGGUCGCCGCCGGCUUCUGUUUCAUGCGCAAGCGCCUCACCUUCCGGGGCGACUACUACACCAAGCAGUACCUGGGCCCCUCGGACAUGCAGAAGGAGUCGCAGCUGGACGUCCUGCAGCCGCACGAGCUCCAGGAGGUGUACGGAGACAAGGCCGACAACGGCAGCCAGGAGCUCAAGCCCAAACUCUCCGGGGACGUCAUUUACCCCGACUACACGGGCGGGGAGCGGGGCGGCGACGACUGGGCCGACCGGGAGGGCGACUACUACCCCGACCGCUGCCGCGGCCAGAACACGCACCACCCGUGCGGGCCGCCCGUGGUCAACAACGGCUCGCCUUACCUCCCUGAGGACUGCUACAACACCUGCGCCGACGGUGACUACGUGUCGCACACGGACGGCUCGGUCAUCUCGCGGCGGGAGUGGUACGUCUGAGCAAACGGGGAAACCGCUUUAGCGUCUGGAAGAGGCCGGGACGCCUCCGCCGUGAUGUGAUUGGCCAACGUUUGGCCUGUUGAAAGCAUCGAGGAUCAGAAACGCUCUCAAAGGGAACGUCAGGAAAAAAAGGGGAACGAGGGUUUCCUUCCGCUUCUACACACUACUGAGACGUGUUUAACUGUCGCACAAAUGUCAAAGCCUGACCUCGCGGAGGAGACCCCCGUGGUUAGCUUGUCCCACUCACCCAGCCUCCACCCCCAACACCACCCACGCCCUCCAUUUUAUGCGGCCCGCAAAUGUUCCUGUUCAAAACCGCACAUGAAAAUGCAGGGGCGAUUAUGUACAGUAGGGAUGGGCGAGUACCGUUCCGAGGUAACGGGUACUCGGGAAGGCUGCUGAUGCCAGCCACCGAUACUUAAAGGAAAAUGAAGCUGACGUUCUGUCCUCCUCACCAGUAGUUGGCGCUCCACUGCGGCGGUUCGACACAUCGGCGAAUAAGCAUUUGUGUCAAAGAAAGAAACGUCUUUGUUCUCAGUUAUGUGUCCCGUAUACGAUUUAGUUUCAAUUUUAUGUAACAAAAGUACCAGCGGUAUCGGUAAUUGGUAACGGUGUGCACUUAAAAGUGAAUAUCGGUCUAAAAAAGGUGUGAUUGAACAUCCCUAAUGUACAGUAAUCCUCCAGCUUUCUGAAGGGUUCCACAAGCACUGUCCCAAUGGGAAAUUGGUGUCAAGGAAGUACGUUAAAUUGACACAAGCUCGGAAAAGUCUGAAAAAUAUCCACUCUGAAAAAUCUACGCAACGGCGGCAACCAAGUACUUAUACUCUGUUGCCACCAUUCCCGCGAGGUGGCUCCCGCGAUGAAAACGACAGCGCCUUCUCCCGUUUCACACGCCAGUGGAUUUUUUUUUUUCAUGGAUUUUUGUUGUUGUUGUUGACCGCAGCACGUCCGCCUACUGGUUAGCGCGUCUGCCUGAAAGUUCUGUGGUUCCGUGUUUGAAUCUGGGCUCCGGCCUUUCUGUAUGCAGUUUGCAUGUUUUUUUUUUUUUUUCUCCCACAUCUCAAAAACAUUCAGCUUGGUUGAAGACUAGGCCGCCUGUGCGCACGCGGGUGGGAACUGAUCAUGUGGCCUGCAAUUGGCUGCAGACCAGUCCAGUGUUACCCCACUUCUCUCACCAAAAGUCAGCCGGGAUAGGGCAAGCGCUGCAGAAACUCGAAGGAAGUUUGUUUCAUCAAUUUUCGGCGUCGCAAAUGUCUGUUGUGGUUCUCGAAGCGCCGUAGCGGCCGCGUCGACCGUCCGGGGGGAACAAAAAAAAAAAAAAACAGGAAAAAGUUUGCCUUGAGGCGGACGACGGCAACAUCUUAGCGGAAACAUUGUUAGCCGCUGACAUCACCGGCCAUCGCACAAAAGCUCGGCUGCGCCCGCUCAUCACGGAAAAAAAGCGCAAGAAAUGUGAUCUGCCGAGAGCGAGGGGAAGAAAAGUCCAAAAAGAUGGAGACGUUCUCUCUCGUGCGUGCAGUCCACACAAACGCGACGACGUCAUCACUUGGAGCGCACACCAACUUGCACUUUUCCACCAACAUCAAAGACGACUUGUUUAACAUCAAAGACGACUUUUUUUCUGACAACAAUCAAAAAUACAGUGGUGCCUUGACGUUUGAAAGAAUUCAACUCUAAUCCUAAAAGUAGUUUACGCUUUCCAUGAGCCUUAUGCUAACAAUGUAAAAUGCCACAGAUGAGCUAACAAAUAGCAUUGAUAGUUGCGGUGUUACAAUGCUGUACACCAGUGUUCCCCAUCCUCCUUUGCACCGCGGACCGGUUAGCAGUCGGCAUUUUUCUUCACGGACCGGCUGUGGUGCCGUGCGCGCAUACACACACAUCUCUCUCUCUCUCUCUCUCUCUCUCCCCCCUCUCUCUCUCUCUCCCUCUCUCUCUCUCUCCCCCCCCCCCCCCCCUUUUACCA
Phycodurus eques (leafy seadragon) is the source of this 7721-nucleotide messenger RNA. It is a transcript of the gene nectin3a, whose product is annotated as nectin cell adhesion molecule 3a. Gene Ontology annotation, cellular component: apical junction complex; adherens junction. The transcript has 6 exons. Bases 4172 to 5758 code for a protein of 528 amino acids. The record is from RefSeq and is a predicted model, not a curated record. Gene Ontology annotation, biological process: heterophilic cell-cell adhesion; homophilic cell-cell adhesion. Lineage: Eukaryota; Metazoa; Chordata; Actinopteri; Syngnathiformes; Syngnathidae.